This is a messenger RNA of Salvelinus sp. IW2-2015, 1254 nucleotides long. RefSeq names its product centrosomal protein of 295 kDa-like. The record is from RefSeq and is a predicted model, not a curated record. Gene Ontology annotation, molecular function: microtubule binding. NCBI's taxonomy places the organism in Eukaryota, Metazoa, Chordata, Actinopteri, Salmoniformes, Salmonidae.
CCUCAUAACUCUGCUCUGGAUGUAUCCCCAGGGGCAGCAGUGGGGGGUCUGGCAGCAUGUUCCCUCAGGCGCCUCUCUCUGUGAAGAUGUCCCCACUUUGGACAAGCCACUUGAAGGCGGGGAUACUGAUAUGGAGAGCACACCAGCACCUCAGACAGUUGACCAAGGAGGUGCUAUUAUUAAGGACCUGGGUGCAGGAGAGCCGGAUGUCCAGCUAUGUUCAGAGUCAAAGAUCAGCCCUCCCAUCUGGGAGAGAAUAAUGGUGGGCAGUGUGAAGGGGAUAAUGGACGAUUCCAUGCUGACCCUGGUGAGCCUGACAGACACCGCAUUAAAGGACAACGGACUCGCUGAGGAAGGAGAGAUGGAUGAGGUAUCAGACCAAGAAGGUAUUGUGGAAAAGGAAUCAGAGUGGACAGUGUUGCCAGAGGAGGACGCCAGCCUACAGGAGGAAGAGACAACCCCCUCUCAUGCAGUAAUGCUGCUGGAGUUCCAGUCGUGUCCCAGCAUGAAUCUACAGGAGGCCUUCCAGGAGAAACGCAGAGCCCUGAUCCAGAGGUCUGCCCACAGGGUGGAGGAGAUUCAGGCCAAGACGGCUGAAGCCAAAGCAACCACCAGGGCCCAGUCUGACCCAACCACUGUUCAGCCAUCCACUACUAAACCCAGGAGAGAGGGGAGGAGUGCAGAGUCAACCUAUGCAGGAGUGGAUGCCAAGCAGAAAAAGCAACAGCCAAAGCUCCAAACUCCCUUGCCCCCUCCCAUGCUAGCCAAGCUGAAGAAGGUUGGGGAGGUGAGGAUCAGCACUCCUGAGAUGAUGUGUGUGGCUGACAUGCGCCAGAGAACAGAGAGGUUGUACAGCCGACUAGAUGAGGUGAAGCUUCGGAAGGUCAGGAGCAGACAGGAGGCAUAUGCCAAAAACAGGGAGAAGGCCAAAGAGUUUCACACGGUAACAUUUAAAAUACCCCAAAUUUUAAAGGAAUUUAACAUGAUACUGUAUCUGGCAUUACUGUAUAUUGAAUUAAUUGAAAGUUGAAGUGGAUUGAUAUACAUCAGCAUUAGUCAGUUUGAAUUGAUAUGAAUUCUGUUUUCUCUCGUUACAGAAAACCUUACAGAAGCUACGGGCCAAGCAGUCUCCGCAAUGAUACUGAAUAUCAGUUUUAUCUGUUGUCAUGUGUGUUCUGUUUGCACUUAUUUUGUACUUCCAUGUGUUUUUGUACAGUUUAAUCAGUAAUGUAAAAUAUAUUUUUAAAGUGUGUA